Messenger RNA from Momordica charantia (bitter melon), 1449 nucleotides. Lineage: Eukaryota; Viridiplantae; Streptophyta; Magnoliopsida; Cucurbitales; Cucurbitaceae. The record is from RefSeq and is a predicted model, not a curated record.
GAACUCACAGCCUUUUAGUUCCAGUUUACAUGGGAAGAUGGAGAAACGGCGGCGUUUAGUGGUGGUGCCAUGUCCGUACCAGGGCCACAUAAACCCAAUGCUCCAGCUGGCAAAUAUCCUCCGCCGCAACGGCUUCGCCAUAACCAUAGCCCACACCUUCUUCAACUCUCUUCGCCCAUGUCGUCACCCGGAGUUCUCCUUUGUCCGCCUCCGCGACGGCCUCCCUCUGAACGACGUGUCGUCAUGGGACCUGGCCUCGGUUCUGCUCGCCAUCAACCAGAACUGCGGAGCCAGCCUGGAGGAGGAGAUGGCGGCCUUGGGGGACCGAUCCGAUGCGGCCGUGUGUAUAAUACACGAUGAGCUCAUGUAUUUUUGUCAGGCAGUGGCCACUCGUUUUGGAGUGCGGAGUGUGGUGUUCAGGACCACGAGUGCGGCCACGUGCCUCACUCGGUGUGCGAUUCUGCAACUUCACCACCAGGCUCGGCUUCCUCCUCUUGAUCAAGGAUCCUCAGAAGAUGAGGUACCAGAGCUCCCUCAUAUAAGAUUUAGAGACUUGCCAUUACCAGCUGCAUCAGAUUUCUUCAAAUUUACACAAAUAAUUCUCAACAUGUACACCAUCACCACUGCUUCAGCUGUGAUAUGGAACACUAUGUCAUGGCUUGAACCAAAUGAACUCACCCAAAUCCAAACCAAACUUUGCAAAAUCCCCAUCUUCCCAAUUGCUCCAAUCCACAAGAUUGCCUCAUCUUCAACUUCAGCCUCAGCCUCUUCAAGUUUGCUCCAAGAAGACCCUAUUUGCCUGCCAUGGCUUGACAAACAACCUCCCAAGUCAGUCAUCUAUGUCAGCUUGGGCAGCCUAGCCAUGUUGACUCAGCAAGAGCUAGAGGAAAUGGCUUGGGGCCUGGCCGAGAGCGGGCAACCGUUCUUGUGGGUUAUUCGACCAGGGUCCGUUCGAGGCUCAGAUGGGAUUGGAUGCAUGCCAAAAGGGUUUCAGGAGAAGGUUGGAGAUAUAGGGUGCAUUGUGGAAUGGGCUCCCCAAAAGGAAGUGCUUGCCCAUAAAGCAGUUGGCGGGUUCUGGAGCCACUGUGGGUGGAACUCGACGCUUGAGAGCUUAAGUGAAGGCGUUCCAAUGUUGUGUAGGCCGUAUUCAGGAGAUCAAAAGGUGAAUGCGAGGUAUAUUAGUUGUGUGUGGAAGGUGGGCUUGACUUUGGAAGAUUGGUUGGAGAGGAAGGAAGUAGAAAGAGUGAUUAGAAGAGUGAUGGUGGAAGAAGACGGAAGGGAGAUGAGGGAAAGAGGCAUGGAUGUGAAGGGGCGAAUUGAAGAUAGUUUAAGGGAGCUGGAUGGGUCUUCCUCUUGUAACUUGAAACAACUCGUAGAUUUGAUAAUGUCUUUUAGUUUAACAUAAGAAAAAUAGUUUAGUGGCAAUAAGUCUUAUCGCUGACGGUAAAG